Molecule: messenger RNA, 809 nt
Organism: Sitodiplosis mosellana (orange wheat blossom midge)
Lineage: Eukaryota; Metazoa; Arthropoda; Insecta; Diptera; Cecidomyiidae
Product: dynein light chain Tctex-type 5-like
Exons: 4
Coding region: 254-637 (127 amino acids)
Biological process (GO): microtubule-based movement
Cellular component (GO): cytoplasm; cytoplasmic dynein complex
Molecular function (GO): dynein intermediate chain binding
Source: RefSeq, a predicted model, not a curated record
AAAAUCCACUAUGAACAUAUUUUAUCGAUCAAACAUUUUUCGCAUCCACACAAUUUCCUUAUGUUAAUCAGUUGAAGGCAAGUAUAUAGGUUUUUGCACGCGAAGGGCAAAAUCAUCUAGUUUCGAUUUUCAUCACAAUCGAAUUUGGGUUAGUCAAUUUGGCAGCGAUACAACACACAGUCACACAGUUCCACCGUCGCACAAUUGCUUAUAAGCUCGCGCAACCUUUUUUUUUGCGGAAAUCGCUUUGAAAAUGACUGAAUCAAGACAUAAUUCGUUGGUGCGACUAUUGCCCACGUAUCGAUUAGAACCGAAGAAUCCAUUUCAUACCGAGAAAUGUGAGAGUAUUUUGAAAACGGUACUUGAAUCUGCCUUCGAUGAAUUUGAAUACACGGCCGAAGCCGCUGAAGCAAUGGUGCAAAAAUUGAGCCAAACCAUCUUGGCACAAGUACGAAAGCUCAACUUUGACAGGUACAAAUUGAUUUGCAUCGUUUCCAUCGUACAAAAUUCAAUGCAAGGUCUGUGUGAGUCAUAUCGAUGUUUAUGGGACAAAAAACUUGAUAAAAUUGCCGCUCACGUUUACGAAACACCAAAUCUACUUGCAAUCGCAACGGUUUAUGGUCUUUAUUUUGAUUGAAUUUUUCAUAAUUAUGCCGUUGUUCAUGUUAAUUGUUAAGCAGAAAAAAAUAUUCCCCUUCGUUCGCUGUUGUUGUUGUUGUUUUUGUUGUUAUAGUUGGAGGCGAACUGUUUUCGAUACAGUAUGCAAAUUAUGUCUAUUUUUUUGGAAAGUAUUUUGAUUAUAUAACAAG